CAGAAGAGGAUCAGCUUCGAUUUUCUUAUUAGCAUUACUAGCCCUCAGUCGAUGUUUACGUAUUAUUCGAAUAUGAUCUUUUUAUUUCUUGUGUACUCGAACGAUUAAAAAAUACUUAAUAUCGAUGGAAAAUUCGUGAUUCAACUUUUAUUGAAAUCAGAUCAGAUUUAUUACUUUUUUUUAAAUGUGCAAAAUUAUCUUCCAAUUUAAAUCCAAAAUGAGAGAAAUAUCAUGCCACAUUUUUUUGAUAUUUUUCUGGAUAAAUUUGCAAUUUCCAUUGGUUCAUACGUAUGAAGAAAAUUGUGAUUUGUAUCAAACAAAGUUAAACACGAGCACGUUGUGCAAGCAACAUGAUCAUCGUUUGGUUUGUUUUCACGGUCUCGAGGAUAAAUGGAAGAACGGAGGUCAAAACGUACGAACAUUGGUGUUCUGCUAUUGGCCCCUGCCAAUUUUCGAUCCUCAGGAUGUUCUACAGGGAUUUUCUUCUUUAAAAAAGCUUGAAAUCAAAAAAGGAAAUUUAACGACAUUAAUUUCAUCAUUUCCAAAUGAAUCUCGAUUGAUUGAGAAAAUAGAAAUAACCGGGACUAAAUUAAAGGAAGUUCCAGAGAAUGCAUUUGCCAAUCUUUCGAACUUGAAGAUCCUUGAUUUUCGAAAUAACAGUUUUCCAGAACUCAACGUUGAAACUUUUAAUAUUCCUUCUUUACAUCACAUUUAUCUCUCUGGUAAUCCUUUAAAAUGUACGGAGGAUACGAAGUGGAUAUUGAGCAGAGAAAAGGGCUCUUUGGGACACAAAAUAGCUGAUAAGGAAUAUUUGCGUUGCACGGUUCCGUACGAUGGCAGAGCAUUGAUCCCAGUUGUAGAAAUAAUCAAUACUUUGAAAGAGGAAUGUACAAAGACUGUAUGUGAAUGUGAAUUGGUAUAUGUGGUUGGUAAUGGAGGAAAGCACAUUUACAAGCAAUUAAUGGCUUUUGCUUCGGUAAAUUGUAGCCAUCGUGGAUUAACCGAGAUGCCAAGCUUUUUGCCCGCAAAUACUACCACUCUUCAUUUAUCUGGAAACAAGAUAAAGGAUUUGAGGCCACUUACAACGAAUCCUGUGUACAAGGGAGUGAUAGACCUGUAUUUGGAUGGUAAUAAAAUCGAAUCGAUCGUUCAAUUGGAGGGAUCUAGUUGGAUGGAUCAUUUUCGAUUGUUCAGUCUUCGUGGAAACAAACUAACGGAUCUGCCUACAUAUGCUCUAGAAAAUGUAUUACAACACAAUGGAAAUGCAGUAAGUUUGUAUCUUGGGAAAAAUCCAUGGACAUGCGACUGCCUUUUUACACCAGGUUUCCAGGAUCUUCUAAUUAGAUAUACAAAUCUAAUAAAAGAUAUUAACGAUAUAAGAUGUUCACCUGACAAUGGGGAUGAUAAUUCCGAUAGAAUUAUAAGAGAUUUGAAACGCAGUGAAAUUUGCGUUUCUUCCGAUGAAGAUUCUAUAAUCCAUCCCUUGGACAUCUUAAAUAUUAUUCUUGCAUUUCUGAUAUUUUUAAUCAUUGGAAAAUUACUUUACGACUAUUGGUCUUUCAAGAAAACCGGUCAAUUGCCUUGGAUCGUUACUAAGAUACCAUAA
Molecule: messenger RNA, 1606 nt
Organism: Apis laboriosa (Himalayan honeybee)
Lineage: Eukaryota; Metazoa; Arthropoda; Insecta; Hymenoptera; Apidae
Gene: swi2
Product: protein singed wings 2
Exons: 10
Coding region: 185-1606 (473 amino acids)
Molecular function (GO): protein binding
Source: RefSeq, a predicted model, not a curated record